Messenger RNA from Pneumocystis jirovecii RU7, 676 nucleotides. RefSeq lists its product as uncharacterized. Bases 80 to 676 code for a protein of 198 amino acids. The transcript has 5 exons. Gene Ontology annotation, cellular component: SNARE complex; endomembrane system; membrane. Gene Ontology annotation, biological process: vesicle-mediated transport; vesicle fusion; intracellular protein transport. NCBI's taxonomy places the organism in Eukaryota, Fungi, Ascomycota, Pneumocystomycetes, Pneumocystales, Pneumocystaceae. Gene Ontology annotation, molecular function: SNARE binding; SNAP receptor activity. The record is from RefSeq and is a predicted model, not a curated record.
AUGCGUCGGGGAAGUCGAGAGGCUGCUGCAGGAAAUCAGCGGAGAGCGAGAGGCACUGGAGCGACUGUACAAGAAGAACAUGCUGCCGGGGAGGUGCCAGGACCUGAUAAGGACGGUCGUCCCCCGGCACGGAGCGACACCGACAGAAGCGGCCAUUGCAAGAAAUGUGCAGACUGCACUGGCAAACAAGGUUCAGGCAGAAAACAUGCUCUUCAAGAAGAAGCAGUCGCUGUAUCUUCAGCAGCUGCAUCGGGGAUCCGGACACACGGGUGCUCUUACAGACACGUAUGGAAAGAGUGUCCCCAAAGAGGAGGGUGUCCCUAUCACAGGAAGGAGUGUCCGGGAAGGGUGUCCGGAAGAUGGGCAGAUGCUUGUCGUACAGAGAGAAUCAGAGGAAGAAAUUGCGCGCAGAGAGAGAGAUAUAAUGGAUAUUGCAAAAAGGAUAUUAGAGCUGUCGGAUAUCUUCAAGGAGAUUCAAUCAGUAGUGACGGACCAGGGGUGGGGAGAGUUUGUUACGAAUAUCGAGAAUACGGGGGAGUCUAUGUGUGAGGCGAGCAAGGAGUUGAGCAAGGCAGAGGCGUAUCAAAGAAAAUCACGAAAAAGAAAAUGUAUUUUUCUUCUUAGUCUUGUGGUGCUUGGGCUUUUUAUUGUAUUUUUAACGAAAUCGAGCAAGUGA